ACUGUAUGGACCUGGCUCCCCCAUCUUCUGGCUUUCUUGUGGAUCCAGCCAAUGGAAGAUUUCAGCAGGAUAUCAGAGCAUGGAAGGACAGAAGGAUGUAUCUUUCUUUUCCACCCUAUCCCCACUUGGAGCUGAGGUGCUAGCAGUGGCUACAACUAUAGGAUCUUACCCUCCUGGGCCAAAGAAACAAAGCCUACAAGUGGUGGUUGACAUCGUAUGUGAAGAACUGUGAGAUGGCUCAUUAAGCUCUACGGAGGUUUUAGCUCUGCGAGGGAGCAUGGAUUGCUCAGGCUCCUCGAGGGUAACUGACAAACCUCACUGAGGACUUUACGUGAGAUUUCCAUUAUGCUUCUUCUGCCUCCCCUCAAAAUUUGAGUCGCUGGAUUUUGAAUUUGCCUCUUUAACCUGCCCCUCCCAGGUGCCAGGCAGGAAAGAAAACACCAGGCCUCCUCGGUCAGGCAAGCGGGCCCUUUAAGGAAGACGAAAGCUGCGCUGAUAGGCUGAGGCUCGGAAUCCCUGCCACGGCCAGCCAAUCCCAAAGCUCUGCGGGGCGAGACGCGGUCCGUGCGGCGGUCUCGGACUCCGGCCUGUAGGCCUCUGCUUUGAUCAGUGUCCCCGCACUUCCACUGCCCAGUGUGGCCUCCUUCGGGAACCAAGGGAAAGCUCUUCUUCCUGCUUGGUUUCUACCUUUAACCUGUGGGAAUAUACCCUGAUACAUCGAAACUACAAUCCAGACCCAAGAGAGCAAGGCCAAGAAAAAGUGCUCAGUUCUUCAAGAUAUACAGUGGGAAGAAAAAUCAGGAAACAUGAAGCUAUAGAGCAGGAAAAGAUUUUGGAAAUCAUCCAGUUCAAUCAGCUGUUCUUAUGUCAAGAUGGGGUUUAUAUUUUCAAAAUCUAUGAAUGAGAACAUGAAAAGCCAGCAGGAGUUCAUGCUUAUGAAUGCCCGACUUCAGCUGGAAAGGCAGCUAAUGAUGCAGAAUGAAAUGAGAGAAAGACAAAUGGCUAUGCAGAUUGCUUGGUCUCGGGAAUUCCUCAAAUAUUUUGGAACUUUUUUUGGCAUUGCAGCCGUCUCUUUAACAGCUGGAGCAAUUAAAAAGAAGAAGCCUGCCUUCCUCUUCCCUAUCGUUCCAUUAGGAUUUGUCCUUACCUACCAGUAUGACAUGGGCUACGGGACCCUUAUACAAAGAAUGAAAGGUGAAGCCGAGAACAUACUGGAAACAGAAAAGAGUAAGUUGCAGCUGCCAAAAGGAAUGAUCACUUUUGAAAACCUUGAAAAAGCAAGAAGGGAACAGAGUAAAUUCUUCAUAGACAAAUGAAAUCAUGUUUACCCACCAAAUCUCAAAAUACAGAACUGUUGACUUGAAUCAUGGCCUUUACAAUUUUUUAAAUGCUUGAGAUUUUGAUAUAAUGGUUUUUAUUUUAAAACAAUAAAAUUUAAGAUGAACUUUGUUAAAUUAUUUUAAAAUAAAAUGUAUAACAUUCAACAAAAAAUCAUGGAGGUACUCUAAAUAACUUUCAGAUUUCCUCUAUAUGUGUGUAUAUCACAAACAUCUAAAUGUAAAAUUAAUAAACUAUAUUAUUUUGAAUUUCUGGAAGCAAAA
This is a messenger RNA of Physeter macrocephalus (sperm whale), 1601 nucleotides long. RefSeq names its product plasminogen receptor with a C-terminal lysine (gene PLGRKT). Gene Ontology annotation, cellular component: plasma membrane. The transcript has 8 exons. NCBI's taxonomy places the organism in Eukaryota, Metazoa, Chordata, Mammalia, Artiodactyla, Physeteridae. Gene Ontology annotation, biological process: positive regulation of plasminogen activation. The coding region runs from base 873 to 1316 and encodes 147 amino acids. The record is from RefSeq and is a predicted model, not a curated record.